Nematolebias whitei (Rio pearlfish) is the source of this 1008-nucleotide messenger RNA. RefSeq names its product zinc finger and SCAN domain-containing protein 29-like. Lineage: Eukaryota; Metazoa; Chordata; Actinopteri; Cyprinodontiformes; Rivulidae. The record is from RefSeq and is a predicted model, not a curated record.
AUGGCUCGUGGUCAGACGUGGAGUGACAAGGAGGUAAAGGCUCUCAUACAAGUUUCAGAUAAAAUUAUUUUGCAGUUACUUGUGAACACUCACAAGAACAAUGAGGUUUCCAGGCUAAUCUGUUUGAAAUUGGAGAAGUUAGGAUUCCAGCACACAGUUGAACAGUGCCGCAACAAGGUCAAAAAACUUUGCCAACAAUACAUAAAAGUACGUGACAUGCUCAGGAAAAGUGGCAGUUCAGGAGACGUGAAGGACAAGUUUCCUUGGUACGAUGAACUAGAUGUUGUUCUUGGCACUCGACCCACGAGCAGCCCACAACAUGUGCUGGAGUCCUACCAAUCAGAGACUCCACCGCCAUCCACCCUGGCACAGAGCGACUCCGAAACCACAGAGAUGGCUCAGGACUCAGAAAAAAGUGAUAAACGUGACACUGACUGUGAAAUUGAAGAGGCAGCCACCACAAGCUCCCAGGUGGAUGAAGAAAGUGGCCAACCAAGGCUGGCUGUACCUGGGGCUCAGAAAAGAAACAAAAAGACAAAGGCUGACAGGUUGGAGAAAUUGUUAGAGAGCUACCUGGAUGAUCAGAGGAAAAGGGAUGAGGAUGAAUGCAAAAGAAUGAAGCAGGAGUCUGCAUCUUUUGAGAACUUCUUAAAAAUGCAACAGCAAGCUGAAGAAAGACAUUUCCAGUUAAUGCAAGAGCAGCUGAGGGCCAACACCAGAUGUUAUUUACAGAUGAUGUCUACUUUCCUUCAUGCUGCAAUGCCCCAAACCAUGACACCACCUACUACACAGCAGUGGAUGCCUCCUACUCCAGUCAUGCCCCCAUUGUGGCCCACUGCAUCCUCUCACCAGCCCUCCGCACAUACUCACCACCAGCACAAUAUACCAACCCACCACACUGCACCUGCACCAGCCCAAACCCCACAGGAGCAAUACAUAGCAGACACAUCUCAGCCUUCAACAUCUUGUGUUAUCAGUGAUGUCAACAAAAUUAUCUUUGAUCUGUAG